AAUUGUAGGGCUCGUAUCUUGACGCGUGUCCCGACAGUCUGCCUACCUUAGUUGGCGACUAGAAAACCUAACUAACCUAAGUGAAUGAUAUCACCACGUAGCGAGGCAGGCAACAUGCUACAUCUUGCCACUUCUUCAACUCGCACUAAAUGGUCGAUGAAUGUAUAUUGCAGUAGCUAAACUUUUCAGAAUAUGUGACAUUAUCCGUUUUGACAUUAGUUUGUACUUAAUCGUUUAAAAUAGUAAUUUUGCCAAGUAGUGAUGAUUGGACUUUAACGCCCUGGUUACUGAAAAUGUAUUAGCUGGACAAGAAAUCUAUUUCAGGGACAUUUUAUUCGUUAUCUGCAUUUCGCUGCUGUAGAAUGGAUUACUUUGAUUGAACUGCUUACGACAUGACUGUUGUGAACAUGAUGCAACAACAGCUGUGCCGAACCCGGUUGCUGCUAUCAACCGGACCACUAACUCUGCGUUCAAAUGAUUCUGUUAGCUUGGGACGCUUAAAUGCUUCUUGUCGUGCCUUUAGUGUUGCAUGUAGGAGCACGAUUCGGCCGCUGCAUCAACCCUCAGGAGCACCUGAAUGGUCUAAAAACACUUAUAGUGGAUGUUCUUUCACAUGUGUUCCUAAAAAUAAAAGUUUCUGCACGACUUCUGUAUUCAGUCCCAGUAAAAAGAAAUAUGGGGUAUUUUCUGCGGGAGCAUUACGGAAGUACAGCCACCAAGCAUCGUCUUCUGUACACCCACAACGCUUCUUGGAGCCCCUUGAGUGGAGUUAUGCAUCGAUGCCUGGGGAGGAACCGUUGCUGGGGCUCACCAUGGGUCAGGUCCUCGCAAGGGCGGGUCAGAAGUUCCAGGGGCGCGAGGCAGUCGUGUCCGUUGCCCAGGACAUUCGCGUGACGUAUGAGCAGCUCCAGCGAGACAGCCUGGAAAUGGCUGCGGGCUUGGUGGGCUUGGGGCUGGAGGCGGGCGACCGCGUGGGCAUCUGGAGCGGCAACAACUACGAGUGGGUUGUGACGCAGUGGGCGGUGGGCAUCGCUGGACUAGUCUUGGUGAACAUCAACCCGAGUUACGUGGCCAGCGAGCUGCUCUACUGCCUUAAGAAAGUCGACGUCAAAGCUCUAGUCAUGUCGCCAACGUUCAAAAAUGUCGAAGGUACGCUGAGCUUCUCGGAGCUGUCGUGCCUUGCCACGGCGGAGCACCGCGAGCUGCUGAGCCAGCGGGCGGCCGAGGUGCAGUUUGAUGCUCCCUGCAGCAUCCAGUUCACCUCAGGCACAACUGGUAACCCGAAGGCCGCGGUGUUGUCGCACCACAACGUCGUCAACAACGCUUACGGCAUCGGCUACCGCAGCGGCUACCACCUCAAGGAGUACGUGAUUUGUGUGCCGGUGCCGCUGUACCACUGCUUCGGGUGCGUGGCGGGCACCCUCACUGGGGCGCUGUUUGGCGCCACUUUGGUGCUGCCAUCGCCCGCCUUCAGCGCCCGCGCCGCCUUCGACGUCCUCACCUCCGAGCCGGUGACGUCUUGCUACGGCACACCCACGAUGUACGUGGACAUCUUGGCAGCCGCGCGUCGCGCCGCAGAAGAGGGCGGGACCAGGACGGUGGUGCCCAGCCUUAUGACGGGCCUCAUGGCGGGGGCGCCGUGCCCUCCGGAGCUCGUGCAAGCUGUCAUCACGGAGCUCGGCAUGAAGGACUUUAUGGUUAUGUAUGGGCUGACGGAGACAAGCCCUGUGUGCUUCCAGUGCAGCCCCAACGACCCUCAGGCGACCCGGUCCCAGACUGUGGGAUACCCGUCAUCCCACCUCGAGGUGAAGGUGGUUGACGGCGAUGGUCGUGUUGUGCGAGUGGGGGAGGAAGGGGAGCUUUGCGUGCGAGGCUACAGCGUCUUCCUCGGCUACUGGGGCGACCCUGUCAAAACUGAGGAGGUCAUCAGCCAGGAUCGCUGGUUCAAGACCGGUGACUUGGCUGCCAUGGACUCCAGCGGGUACGCCUUCAUCAGAGGGCGCAAGAAAGAUAUGAUCAUCAGAGGCGGCGAGAACAUCUACCCCGCCGAGCUGGAGAACAUUUUCAUGGCGCAUCCCUUUGUGCUCGAAGCCCAGGUGUUCGGGAUCCCUGACCCCCGCCUGGGGGAGGUGGUGGUGGCGUGGCUGCGCCUGCAGGAAGGGCGUCACCUCACGCAGGAGGAGUUCCAGGCGUGGUGCCGCGACCGCGUGGCGCCCUUCAAGGUCCCGGCAGUCGUCAUGAUGAGGAAACAGUUUCCCGUCACCGUCACCGGCAAGAUCCAGAAGUUUAAAAUGAGGGAUGAGACCAUCGAGCUGCUAAAAGCACAGUGACACAUGACGUCUUGACGCAAGAUCUGAUAGAAUAGCGAUGUGUUAUCAUCAUUGAGGGUGAAAAUACCACCUAGCCGCGCCACAGAGACCGCCGAGAACAACACCUCUUGGCUGUCCUGCUCAUACGAUUGUCUUCCGAGAAAGCCCUACUCUUCCGCUAAACACUGCCUCAAUUACGACCUGGUCUUAGCAGCUCCGUAAUAUCGUCUAGUUUGUGAUAGGGCUUUCUCCCUCUUUUCCUGAUGGCCGGGACUCGAUGUAAUUCGCCAAGCAUUUUUCUUCAGAAACUUCACUGCCCACUACAGUCAUCCACUCCGUUUUAUAGGCAGCAGAUCUGCCCAAGGGUUUUCUAUAGUCUGCUUUUCUACUCUUUCCAUCACUUGUUUCGUCUGCCCCAUGAACUGCCAUCUUAGGUGCGUGGGCCGCAAACAAAAACUUGAUGCGUGCGUUCAACCUAAUUUUAUAAGCAAGGAUAUUGCUGAAUGCAGAGCUCUCGCAGGUUUGAACCAUUCGGAGUCUUCUGUCUUUAGCGUACGGCGAAAAAAAACUCUGAUAAAAAUCGAACACCGUAAAAAAUUCAGCUUUGAAACGAAUUAAUCCACUCGCCAACGCAAAGCCUUGAAAUUAGUCUAAUAAAAAGACACGAAGUGUACGGUACUAUAGUUCUAUAAUUGUAUACCGACGACGCGUUUAGAAUUGAACCAUUUUCUGUGACGAAGUUCGUUUUUUACUCUCGCACUUGCUGAGUUCGAUAAUUGCAAAUUAUUUUCACAAUUAAAAACGGAUUCAUUCUCUUUUAGUGGGUCUCAUUGAAAUUAUUUUUCCCUAUGAGAAUCAAUCCUCACGCGGAGCCUAAUACAUUUCUCACUAGUAGCUUCAUUGCAUCACAUAGCGUAAACAACGUAA
Molecule: messenger RNA, 3236 nt
Organism: Hyalella azteca
Lineage: Eukaryota; Metazoa; Arthropoda; Malacostraca; Amphipoda; Hyalellidae
Product: medium-chain acyl-CoA ligase ACSF2, mitochondrial-like
Exons: 11
Coding region: 393-2330 (645 amino acids)
Biological process (GO): fatty acid metabolic process
Molecular function (GO): medium-chain fatty acid-CoA ligase activity
Source: RefSeq, a predicted model, not a curated record